AAGAACAACAGCAUAUGAUGUUACAACUGGAAGUGCAAAAACCAUUUUAAAAGUCACAGUCAUUGAAUGAAGUGCCCCUUCUCGGGUUUUGAGAUCUAACUGGGAAACCCUCUCUUCUGAUUGUCCGUAUUCUCUUCUCACUCAGAAUGGAUUCAAGGACCUGUUUUUCAGUGUCCAUGAUAAUUUUCCUUGCAGCAAUCGUUGUUGCUCAUUUUCAUUCAUCAGAAGCAGCUGUGUCCAAGGGAUCUUUCGAGGAUAAUUUCAGCAUAAUGUGGUCUGAGGACCAUUUUACUACCUCUAAAGAUGGACAGAUCUGGUAUCUCUCCCUAGACAAAGAUACAGGAUGUGGAUUUCAAACAAAACAGCGCUACAGAUUUGGGUGGUUCAGUAUGAAGCUGAAGCUGGUCGCAGGUGACUCUGCCGGUGUUGUGACAGCAUAUUAUAUGUGCUCAGAAAACGGUGCAGGGCCAGAAAGAGAUGAGCUUGAUUUUGAGUUUCUGGGAAACAGAACUGGGGAGCCUUAUUUGAUUCAGACAAACGUGUACAAGAAUGGGACUGGUGGGCGUGAGAUGAGGCAUAUGCUAUGGUUUGAUCCAACUGAGGACUACCACACCUAUUCCGUCCUCUGGAACAACCAUCAGAUAGUGUAAGUUCAAUCUUAUAAUGUUUCAAACGUAACUAAAAACCAAUAAUAUAUGGAUUUUUUUACUG
Molecule: messenger RNA, 711 nt
Organism: Vigna umbellata (rice bean)
Lineage: Eukaryota; Viridiplantae; Streptophyta; Magnoliopsida; Fabales; Fabaceae
Source: RefSeq, a predicted model, not a curated record